Messenger RNA from Mucor mucedo, 912 nucleotides. RefSeq lists its product as uncharacterized. The transcript has 4 exons. The record is from RefSeq and is a predicted model, not a curated record. Bases 5 to 874 code for a protein of 289 amino acids. NCBI's taxonomy places the organism in Eukaryota, Fungi, Mucoromycota, Mucoromycetes, Mucorales, Mucoraceae.
AUUUAUGAGUAAAAAGAUUAAUCCCCAAGAGAAACCCGACAACCUUAAUGAAACUUCUUUUAGCGAGCCUGUCGUAAAAAAAGAAUUCGGAUAUGAGCAUGAUUUCGAUGCUAUCAACGCCAAGGUUGAAAGUUUGUCUGCUUGCGUUGCGGAUUUGCAGCGUCAACUGCGCGAAGCCCCCACAGCCGCAGUCGGACGAUGUCCUAAGCCCAACAGAGGCAAGCAAAUCGAGCUCGGUCGCUUGGUCCAUGCUGCGUACGUACGCUGUGUUGAGGAAGACGAAAUAACGUUCAAUUUAAGCGGAUCAAUGGUAAAGGACAACAGCCAUGUUCGUGACAAGAUUAUUGAGUACUGCAAAGAAUCAUCGUACUUUGAUAGAUACCUCCUUAAAUGUAAGACCGGUUUUACUUCUAGGGGUAAAUCAAUUGUUGAAGGAGUGAUUUUAUCAUUCUUCAACAACAUGAAGGCUAAGAUAAGAAGUGAUCGAGACCCCCUUGCAGUCCGUCAAGAAAGGAUGAAAGGCAAGAAGGUAAAGGAGAGAAGAUCGAGAAAACUCUCUCGUAGAUUGGCCAUGUUCAAGCGCCAUCCCGAAUCAGCACCUUCUGUUGCAGCACAAGGUGAUUGUGACAAGGUUCUGGUAGGUGAGUGCCAGUCGGAUGAAGAGGAUGGAUCCAAUGAUGAUGGUUCGUUGGAUUGUUUGGUACCAGCUUGGAGAUCUGAGACUUUGAAUAAUUUUUUUCAAAAUCUUGACAAUCUCCAUGACAAAGUAGCAACAAGAAAGUGGGGUCAAAAACCCAGAAAUAAUUCUGUAGUUGACAAGGCAUUGCCUCCUGAUCUUGAGAGAGAUCUUCCUACUUGGUCCAAAGCUGUAUAAAAAACAAUUAAAAAUGCAAUUAAAAAAAUAAAUCGGCU